UACAGCAACUACAAAAACUAAUACUAAGGACAUUGUGCUCCGGGCCGCCUGUGAAUCUGAGACUUGUGCGUUGUUUCCUUGAUAUAUAAAAAAAAAAGAAUGCCGCGUUAAUAUGGGUGUGCUGUAGCUCCACAAUAACUUAAGUCUCGUCUGCAGGGAAGUCAAGCUGCAAUGUUUUAACAUCUUGUUUUCCGCAGACCUUCUCGGUCCAUCUUUAUCCCUAAACCUACUGACUGAUUGGCAUGCCGAUGGCGAGGAUGUUCUCUCUCAUCGGUCCCUAGCUCCUACUUCAACAAGCUUAAUGCGUCUUCAUUCCUUGAAGCGUGGAUGAAUGAAGUAGUCUGCCUCAGUGUCGGAAUUAAAGUAUAAUAGCAGACCGCAAAGGACCUGACAUUUUCAGCGAUUUACAAAAAGAGGGAAGUUUUAACUGUCCGGGAGCUGCGCGGAAUUAAACACCUUUUGCAGCUUAGAGAGGAAAUAAUCAAGUAGUGAGAACAGAUGUUUGGAAGGGACCCAACAUGUCUUUAGCCAACAGAAGAUGAAGACUUCAGAUAAAUAACCAGCCUGUUAUGCUGCAGUUCCAUGUCACAGAAGCCGGUUCUGACUCCCGUGGAGUGCGUUAUUAAAGAGCCUAUGCGGACGGUAGAAUCUGAAAAAGACAACUGAGGAAGGCAGAUGGAUGUGGCUGAGUUUUCCUGGAGGUGUGAAACAAAUAAGCAAAGGAUGAGACAGAGUGGAUGCAAAACCAAAAUGCAGGGCUCAUGUUUAAUGAAGUGGUCACUGCACAAAGAGGUGUUGAUGAACUACAAGACAGAAACUGGAAACUCAAACCUCUAGUUACACGUGGAGAGUGGGAAUUUUUUCUCUUGUUUUCCCAUUCCUCUCGAAGAAGUGCACAACUCUUGAUCUCUCUGAGCUCCAUUUCCACGCAUGGAGAAUUUGCCUCCCCAUGAAGACCUGAAGUGAGAACUCUUCUGUCUCCUCGGUUAGACCCUUGCAAUGGUCAAGAAGAUACUUGGAUGAUGAGCAGUACUAGUAGUACUGGGAUAUUUAGUAGUCUAAGUACAGUAACUCUGGAUGCAGCAUUACACAGCAGCCUCAUGGCUUUGCAUCUGAACAGCUCUCAUAUUUCCAACCACAGCUCAGAUGGCAUGGAGCCUCUCAACAGUUCUGAGCAAAUGGAGAAGAAUUGGCCUGCCUUGCUGUUUUUAAUCAUUAUCAUUCUCACCAUUGGGGGAAACAUUCUCGUGAUCCUGGCUGUGUCUCUGGAGAAAAAGCUGCAGAACGCCACCAACUUUUUCUUGAGAUCCCUAGCUGUGGCCGAUAUGCUCGUGGGAAUCCUGGUCAUGCCAGUCUCCCUCAUUAACAUUCUGUAUGGUAACGUCUGGCCUUUGCCCCACAAGUUGUGUCCCAUUUGGAUCUACCUGGAUGUGCUUUUUUCAACUGCCUCUAUCAUGCAUUUGUGUGCCAUAUCUCUUGACCGCUAUGUGGCCAUUCGGAAUCCCAUUGAGCACAGCCGUUUCAAUUCGCGCACGAAGGCCAUGAUGAAGAUUGCUGCGGUCUGGACCAUAUCCAUUGGAGUGUCGAUGCCUAUCCCUGUCAUAGGCCUUCACAAUGAAGACAAAGUAUUUGUGAAUGGGAGCUGUGUCCUAAAUGAAGAUAACUUUAUCCUCAUUGGCUCUUUUGUGGCUUUCUUCAUCCCCCUGAUUAUCAUGGUAGUCACUUACUGCCUGACGGUGCAGGUGCUGCAGAGGCAGGCCAAUGUCUUCCUGUAUGAAGGUCAUCCCAAGCAGCCGAGACGCAGCAGCCUAAACUGCCUGAAGAAGGACACUUCACAAACCCCCUCUGACAACAUCUCCAUAAUCCAAAGCUCAGAGGGGGCCUCUCAGCUCAAUUCCCCAGUCAACAGAGACCCAGGUCAUGGGCGUAAGGGGAUGAUGCAGGCCAUCAAGAAUGAACGGAGGGCUUCCAAGAUCCUAGGGGUGGUCUUCUUCUUGUUUCUUCUGAUGUGGUGCCCGUUCUUCAUCACCAAUGUCAUGAAUGUCCUCUGUAAAAAUGCCUGCAACACACACCUGCUGGAGGAGUUACUCAAUGUGUUUGCAUGGGUGGGGUAUGUGUCCUCCGGCAUUAAUCCUCUGGUCUACACACUCUUCAACAAAACCUACCGACAGGCCUUCUCAAACUACAUCUGCUGCCAAUAUCGAAACAAUAAAAAGGCAUUUAUGAAUGUUUAUCAGGCUCCAGUCGCCACGCCAACCAUGUAUAGUAAAGAUGUUAACCUGAAUAGCAAUUGUAGGAAUGGCAACGAACUCAACAGCAUGGAUCUGGACGAUACUGACGAGGCCCUAGAGAUGCAGCCUGGCACAUCUGAAGUGUCAAUUAACAGCUGCAAUGUUACCAGCGAUCACGUCAGCUGUGUAUAAUGGUCAAACUCUGAAUGUAUUAAAAAAUGCAUCUUUUAUUUUCAGUGGAGAAUAUGCAUGGGAAGCAUUUGAGCCCCAGCUUGUACCUGAUAUUCCAGUAGAUUGGUGUUCUGUAUCCAAUAAUGCAUAGAUGCCACACAUUGUAAAUAAUGUAUCCAUGGGAAAAAGGACUUUUAUACAGUUUUUUUUCAGUUUUAAAGC
Lepisosteus oculatus (spotted gar) is the source of this 2624-nucleotide messenger RNA. The record is from RefSeq and is a predicted model, not a curated record. NCBI's taxonomy places the organism in Eukaryota, Metazoa, Chordata, Actinopteri, Semionotiformes, Lepisosteidae.